This is a messenger RNA of Trichomonas vaginalis G3, 1260 nucleotides long. RefSeq names its product regulation of centriole replication. Bases 1 to 1260 code for a protein of 419 amino acids. The transcript has a single exon. The record is from RefSeq and is a predicted model, not a curated record. NCBI's taxonomy places the organism in Eukaryota, Parabasalia, Trichomonadida, Trichomonadidae. Gene Ontology annotation, molecular function: ATP binding; protein kinase activity. Gene Ontology annotation, biological process: protein phosphorylation.
AUGUUGAAUUUGCGCUCUCUCCACAAAGAGAACUACAGAAUUGAAAGCGAAAUCGGUCGAGGAAGUUUUGGAGCAGUGUUCAAAGCAUUUGACAAAGUAAAUAGACAGUAUGUAUGCAUUAAACAAGUAGAAAUUCAAAAUACAUCUCAAGCACGCCUUAACAAAGAAAUUGAUAUACAUAGUUCAUUAAAUCAUCCAAAUAUCGUUAAGUUCUACGGUACUUACACAGAUGAAUCCUAUACUUACAUUGUUAUGGAAUAUUGCCCGAAUGGAUCACUAUAUGACAGCGAAAAGUAUAGAAAUCAUCAAAUAUUCUCACUUGAUGAAGCUAGAUCCAUUUUAAACGAUUUAGGAAAAGCAAUCCAAUAUAUGCAUAAUAAAGCUUUUAUUCACCACGAUAUUAAGCCAGGGAACAUGCUAUUUGAUAAAAAUAAUCAUAUCAAACUAUGCGAUUUUGGAUUAUCAACAUCAUUAAAAGAUGUUAAUCCGACCAAGAAGGAUAUGUGCGGAACUCUUCAUUACAUUGCUCCAGAAGUUCUUAAACAGCGUGCUGUUUCACGUGCAUGCGAUAUUUGGAGUUUUGGUGUCAUUUUGUACACAUUAUUAGUUGGAAGAUUUCCUUUUGAAGCCGACAGCCAGUAUGAAAUGGCUCAAAAGUCGAUGUCUGCAGAUUAUUCCAUUCCUUCAUUUGUAGAUCCUGUUGCAGCAGAUUUAAUUAAUCAAUGUUUAUCAAUUGAACCAAAAACUCGUCCAUCUAUUGAUAAAGUGCUAGAGCAUCAAUUCUUUAAUCCACAACCAGAAAUCAAUUUUAAGAAUCCAGCAUUAAAGAAAGAUUUAAUCUGCCCAUUCUCUAAAGGAACUGUUACAGCAAAAUCCACAGGAGAACUUAUUUUAGAUCUUGAUGGAAGAGAUGAGAUCCUUAAAAUUCUACCUGAUGUAUCAGUUUUGGUUGUUCAAAGAGAUGGUAAUAUUUUGAAGCAUUUCGAAAUGCAAAACUUACCAAAAAAGUAUUUAACCAGAGUUAAUUUUGCAAUUGAUAUUGUUAAAAAGGCUCAGGCACAAGUUCCGAUUUUAAUAUGGCAUCAUACUCAAGGAAAAUUCGUUAUGCAUGGAGAUAUGUCCAUAAAGUUACUAAGAAAUAAUAUGUGGUAUGAUGUUGAUGAUAGUCUUCCAAUUAUUAAGUCUAUGAAAGAUAUUGUAUCAAUAGUGAAAAACUCAUCGGAUCCGCAAUUUCCUAUUAUAAUAGGAUCCGCUAAUUAA